AUGAACCGCACUCCCGAUAUCGUCAAUCGCGCCAAUGCGAUCGAAAAGGAACUCAAGGCGCGCGCAGAAAGCCUCUCCUCUGCCCAGGAGUCGUAUGAACUGGACCUCGCCACCCAGGGCUUGGAGGACGAACCAGCACCCGACGAAGGAAUGCCUCCGCCACCCUACUCUGCAUCGUCGUCGCCCCGCGAUCCCCCUCCAUACCGACGGGCUCCACGACUUCCUACGCCUUCAGCCCCCUCCUCAGCGGUGCCAGCGUCGGCGUCGACAUCGCCCGCACAUGUUCGUCUCUCUGCCGCGUCCUCGCCUCCACGACCACGUACGGGGGGCCUGCCCCUCCAGCCCGAUGCCCCCGCUCUUGCACGAACGCCUUCACUCAGGCCGACUGCUGCGCCUUCAUCGUCCUCAAUGUUGCGGCAAGACUCGCCACCGAAACCCACGAUACCCAUUGGCCAAUGUCUUUCUGUGGAGCAGUUAUGGACGUACAUGUAUCCGGGCUUUGACCGGACGACCGACGAUUCGGGCCAAGAGUUUCUCGUGAAGCGCGUCGGCCUGUCUAUUCUCCUAGUCGAUGUGCGCCCUCGUAUAGAGCACGAGACAGGCUUCCUGCGUGGUGCAGACACAGUGUGCAUUGAUCCUAAGCUGCUUCUGGCGCCACCUGUGUCUGCGGCUGAGUUGCAAGCAUCCCUGCCGCCGAAUGAAGCUGCUUUCUUCGCGCGCCGUGCCGAGUACGACAUGCUUGUAUUGUACGAUCAAAAGACACGCUCUUUCGGCUCACAGGGCAACGCCACGCCUGAGCAGGAGCGGCUCGAGACGGUCGUUCAGGCCAUCGAGUCUGAUGUUCUAUACUCCCCGUGCCUUCUACGGGGCGGCUUUGACUCAUGGUUCCGCCAGGUCGGCGAAUGUGGAAUUAUCUCUCUUAAUGGCAUGCGACCAUCGUCGUCUUCUUCCUCGUCCUUUGCGACAGGUGCGAAUGCUCCGCUGUUGUCACACCCAAGACGCUCAGCACCUGCGACGCACGCGCGGACCUCCCGACUUACCCCGCCCAGCAUGCCGCCACGCACGUAUCAGCAACACCAGCCCAUGGCGCCGACUCUCUCGUCGUCGUCUUCGUCUUCGUUGUCGUCGUCCCCUUCUUCUUCUAUCCCAUCUCUAUCACCAUCAAGCUCUCAGCUCAAUGCACGCUUCGAGUACCCAAAAGUAGGCGCUUUCUCCUCCUCCCUGUCUUCUGUCGCACCGAUGCCGCCAGCGCCCGCGAUGCCAGCGCCCAUGCCAGCCUCUCUCAUUGCCGGGCCUGUUAGAGAUGUCAUGGCCGCGCCGAGCUUUCCAAAGCCGCGCGACAUCCGCAUUGGCCUCACCGGACUCCGGAACUUUGGACAGACAUGCUACAUGAAUGCGACUAUUCAGUGUUUGAGCGCAUCGGUUCUCCUUGCACAAUACCUGCUAGACGGCACGUACAAGCGCGCUAUCAAUACACAGAAUCCCCUCGGUACGAGGGGCGCUUUAGCCAAUGCAUUUGCCUCGCUUCUGCGUGCGCUGUGGUCUGAGCAGUCUGUGUCAGUGGCACCGACGGCGUUCCGUGAGGCGAUCGGACAGUUUGCGCCUGCAUUUCGAGGAAAUGAGCAACAGGACAGCCAAGAAUUCCUCAUGUUCCUGCUAGAUGGGCUGCAUGAGGACCUGAAUCUCGUGGUGCAGCGACCGCCGGCUCUUGAGCUCGGUGAGGCACAGCAGGCAGAGCUGAGUCGGCUUCCUCAGCAGCUUGCUAGCGUCGCAGAAUGGAGCCUGUAUCGGCGGCGCAAUGACAGCAUCGUCGUCGACACCUUCCAGGGUCAGCUCCGGAACCAGCUCACGUGUCUAACAUGUGGGCAUACAUCUAUUACCUACAAUGCAUUUAUGUCCCUCUCGCUGCCGGUGCCGACAGGCCGUGGCGUCUCGCGCGCAUCGCUGUACCAAUGCAUGGAUGCGUUUGUGCGCGAAGAAGUCCUUGAAAAGGGCAACGCAUGGCACUGCCCAAAAUGCAAAAAGCCUCGCCGCUCGACGAAGCGAUUGAGCCUCGCUCGUCUUCCGCCUGUCCUGAUCAUCCAUCUCAAACGCUUCACGUUCCGUGGACCUGCCUCCAACAAAAUCGAAACGCCCGUUGUAUUCGCCACUGACGCACUGGAUUUGUCAAACUUCAUGCCGCCGCCACUUCCUCCAGGUACAUCUGUGCGUGGCAUUCCCAUCAGCGAGAGUCAGCGUCCACCAUACUUGUAUGAUUUGUUUGCCGUGACGCACCACUUUGGCACGCUGCACUCGGGGCACUAUACGGCUUCUGUACGCACACAAGGCAUUUGGUACUAUUGCGACGACAGCCGCAUUACGCCGAGUGAUGCACAGAUUCAGACAUCGUCCCCGUAUGUACUGUUUUUCAGCCGCCGCCCUCCAUAG
Molecule: messenger RNA, 2427 nt
Organism: Malassezia globosa CBS 7966
Lineage: Eukaryota; Fungi; Basidiomycota; Malasseziomycetes; Malasseziales; Malasseziaceae
Exons: 1
Coding region: 1-2427 (808 amino acids)
Biological process (GO): protein deubiquitination
Molecular function (GO): cysteine-type deubiquitinase activity
Source: RefSeq, a predicted model, not a curated record